UGUUCAUUAGAUUUAAAGGCAGCGAUGUUAAUAGUGUUCAUCUCUGUGCUUUAUGAUAAUAUGUUUGUAGAUUAAAGCUCUCUGGAUGAUGGCAGUGAAUCUGAGUAAACACGGCGCAGCUCUCUCAGCUGCUUAUAAUGAAGUGGUGGAGGGAAAAACUGACACUGACUGGGUGUUAUUCACAUACGAAGGAAACAGCAAUGACAUCCAAAUAGCAGCAAAAGGAGGUGGAGGUUUAGAUGAGAUGGUACAGGAGCUCAGUGCAGGUAAAGUGAUGUACGCCUUCUGCAGGGUGACGGAUCCGCAUUCCGGAGUCCCAAAAUUCAUCCUCAUUAACUGGAUUGGUGAAGGAGUGGCAGGUGUGAGAAGAGGCGUGUGCGCUAAUCACUUAUACACCAUGGCCAGUUUUUUAAGGGGAGCUCAUGUGACGAUUAAUGCACAUUCAGAAGACGACGUUGGGCCUGAACUCAUCAUGAAUAAAGUCUCUCAGGCUGUAGGAGUGAAUUACAGCAUUUAUACUGAAUCAGAUCGAUUUAACAACACUGAGACCUCACAUCCUGUGGGUUCAGCGUAUCGCAGAACCAGGGCAUUACAUGAAAUUAAAGAAACUGAGAGGGAAAACUUCUGGGCCCAAAUGGAGAAAGAGGAACAAACUCGCCGUCAGCAGGAGAGAAAAAAAGCAGAGGAGGAACGACAGAGACUGGAGAAAGAGAGAAAAGAACAGGAGGAGAGAGAGACAGCUGAGAGAGAGAGACGGCUGAGAGAGAGAGCCAAACAGAUCGAUCAGCUGAGAUUGUUAGAGAAGAGACAGGAAAACCAACUUCAAAAUCAGCAGCGACAGGAACCGGUGGAGCAAGAACUUCAGGCUGCUCAGUGGAAAGGAAUAAAAAGUUCCAGAUCUGUUCAGGAAACCAAUGGUUUAAAGUAUCGUAAAACCAGUGCUUUAGAGGAAAUUAAUGGCAUUGACAGGGAAGCUUUCUGGGCUCAGUCGGAGAAAGAGGAACAAACUCGCCGUCAGCAGGAGAGAAAAAAAGCAGAGGAGGAACGACAGAGAUUGGAGAAAGAGAGAAUAGAACAGGAGGAGAGAGAGACGGCUGAGAGAGAGAGACGGCUGAAAGAGAGAGCCAAACAGAUCGAUCAGCUGAGAUUGUUAGAGAAGAGACAGGAAAACCAACUUCAAAAUCAGCAGCGACAGGAACCGGUGGAGCAAGAACUUCAGGCUGCUCAGUGGAAAGGAAUAAGAAGUUCCAGAUCUGUUCAGGAAGCCAAUGGUUUAAAGUAUCGUAAAACCAGUGCUUUAGAGGAAAUUAAUGGCAUUGACAGGGAAGCUUUCUGGGCUCAGUCGGAGAAAGAGGAACAAACUCGCCGUCAGCAGGAGAGAAAAAAAGCAGAGGAGGAACGACAGAGAUUGGAGAAAGAGAGAAUAGAACAGGAGGAGAGAGAGACGGCUGAGAGAGAGAGACGGCUGAAAGAGAGAGCCAAACAGAUCGAUCAGCUGAGAUUGUUAGAGAAGAGACAGGAAAACCAACUUCAAAAUCAGCAGCGACAGGAACCGGUGGAGCAAGAACUUCAGGCUGCUCAGUGGAAAGGAAUAAGAAGUUCCAGAUCUGUUCAGGAAGCCAAUGGUUUAAAGUAUCGUAAAACCAGUGCUUUAGAGGAAAUUAAUGGCAUUGACAGGGAAGCUUUCUGGGCUCAGUCGGAGAAAGAGGAACAAACUCGCCGUCAGCAGGAGAGAAAAAAAGCAGAGGAGGAACGACAGAGAUUGGAGAAAGAGAGAAUAGAACAGGAGGAGAGAGAGACGGCUGAGAGAGAGAGACGGCUGAAAGAGAGAGCCAAACAGAUCGAUCAGCUGAGAUUGUUAGAGAAGAGACAGGAAAACCAACUUCAAAAUCAGCAGCGACAGGAACCGGUGGAGCAAGAACUUCAGGCUGCUCAGUGGAAAGGAAUAAGAAGUUCCAGAUCUGUUCAGGAAGCCAAUGGUUUAAAGUAUCGUAAAACCAGUGCUUUAGAGGAAAUUAAUGGCAUUGACAGGGAAGCUUUCUGGGCUCAGUCGGAGAAAGAGGAACAAACUCGCCGUCAGCAGGAAAGAAAGAAAGCAGAAGAGGAACGACAGAGACUUGAGAAAGAAAGAAUAGAACAGGAGGAGAGAGAGACAGCUGAAAGAGAGAGACGGCUGAGAGAGAGAGCCAAACAGAUCGAUCAGCUGAGAUUGUUAGAGAAGAGACAGGAAAACCAACUUCAAAAUCAGCAGCGACAGGAACCGGUGGAGCAAGAACUUCAGGCUGCUCAGUGGAAAGGAAUAAAAAGUUCCAGAUCUGUUCAGGAAACCAAUGGUUUAAAGUAUCGUAAAACCAGUGCUUUAGAGGAAAUUAAUGGCAUUGACAGGGAAGCUUUCUGGGCUCAGUCGGAGAAAGAGGAACAAACUCGCCGUCAGCAGGAAAGAAAGAAAGCAGAAGAGGAACGACAGAGACUUGAGAAAGAAAGAAUAGAACAGGAGGAGAGAGAGACAGCUGAAAGAGAGAGACGGCUGAGAGAGAGAGCCAAACAGAUCGAUCAGCUGAGAUUGUUAGAGAAGAGACAGGAAAACCAACUUCAAAAUCAGCAGCGACAGGAACCGGUGGAGCAAGAACUUCAGGCUGCUCAGUGGAAAGGAAUAAAAAGUUCCAGAUCUGUUCAGGAAACCAAUGGUUUAAAGUAUCGUAAAACCAGUGCUUUAGAGGAAAUUAAUGGCAUUGACAGGGAAGCUUUCUGGGCUCAGUCGGAGAAAGAGGAACAAACUCGCCGUCAGCAGGAGAGAAAGAAAGCAGAGGAGGAACAACAGAGAUUGGAGAAAGAGAGAAUAGAACAGGAGGAGAGAGAGACAGCUGAAAGAGAGAGACGGCUGAGAGAGAGAGCCAAACAGAUCGAUCAGCUGAGAUUGUUAGAGAAGAGACAGGAAAACCAACUUCAAAAUCAGCAGCGACAGGAACCGGUGGAGCAAGAACUUCAGGCUGCUCAGUGGAAAGGAAUAAAAAGUUCCAGAUCUGUUCAGGAAACCAAUGGUUUAAAGUAUCGUAAAACCAGUGCUUUAGAGGAAAUUAAUGGCAUUGACAGGGAAGCUUUCUGGGCUCAGUCGGAGAAAGAGGAACAAACUCGCCAUCAGCAGGAGAGAAAGAAAGCAGAGGAGGAACGACAGAGACUUGAGAAAGAAAGAAUAGAACAGGAGGAGAGAGAGACAGCUGAAAGAGAGAGACGGCUGAAAGAGAGAGCCAAACAGAUCGAUCAGCUGAGAUUGUUAGAGAAGAGACAGGAAAACCAACUUCAAAAUCAGCAGCGACAGGAACCGGUGGAGCAAGAACUUCAGGCUGCUCAGUGGAAAGGAAUAAGAAGUUCCAGAUCUGUUCAGGAAGCCAAUGAUGCAGCAGCUGUCAUCUCUCAGCGUGCCAUCAAUCCCAAAGACAUUUUUAGUCAAAAAGAAACAAACUUCUUCACUAACAGAGCCUCUGCUUUACAACCAGCAUUUAAUGAAAAGAAACAGCUGAAAGAAAACAUCUACGACACAGUUCCAUCAAAUCACAGAGUCUAUGAGGAGGUGGGAGACAACAGGUCAGCAGGUAAACAGUCGUCUGGUCUUCAGGACACUCGCUACGCUAAAGCGCUGUAUGAUUAUCAGCUGAUGACACUGAGAUCACCUUUGACCCUGGUGACAUCAUCACUGUUGUGGAGAUGGCAGAUGAAGGCUGGUGGCACGGUUACGGGCCUGGUGGCCAUUAUGGGAUGUUUCCUGCUAAUUACGUGGAGCUCAUUUAAAUAUUUAAAUUGCACUUAUAUGUUUAAUCUAUUCCUCCAAAACCCUGAUGGUUUGAUGGUUCUGAGCAGAAGGUGUUGAGUUACACAGCCAUGAACACGCUACAUGUGUGUAAUUAACAUGUUUCUCACUUUAACUGUUCAAUUGGGUUCCUUUAAAAACUUUCCUGAGAUUACAAAUAUUUACAAUAAACUGCUAAAGUACUGUGUUUGGAUUCAUUGUUUUAGAAAACACACACACAUUAAAUCAGUAAAGUAAAUGGUACAUGGUGUGUAAGGCAGUACUUUAUUAAUGAUCUAGAUCAGCUGUAGCGCCGCAGCUAAACGUCUUUGACUAGAUUUGGGGUAGAUUUGAAGUAAAGAGCUUGUCUUAAUCCUGAAUAUACUACACUUUUGUACUUUUGCACAGAUUAGCCUUGCCUCGGUGUUUAUGAAUGAACUUAAUAAGUGAAUGAUUUUAAUAAUCUAAUAAACCACUAUCUGCCCUUUCUGAAGAUAAAGAGGAAUGACAGCAGCGGUGUUAGAGGAGUGUAAACUCAUUCAGUACACACUUCUUAUUAAAUAAUUAUGUAGAUUAAGAUAGGGGCGGGACUAUUAGAGAUUGACGUGGUUAAAAAACACAC
Hemibagrus wyckioides is the source of this 4409-nucleotide messenger RNA. Its product is annotated as trichohyalin-like. Gene Ontology annotation, cellular component: actin filament; plasma membrane; site of polarized growth. Lineage: Eukaryota; Metazoa; Chordata; Actinopteri; Siluriformes; Bagridae. Bases 86 to 3868 code for a protein of 1260 amino acids. Gene Ontology annotation, biological process: positive regulation of dendritic spine morphogenesis; postsynaptic actin cytoskeleton organization; neuron projection morphogenesis. The record is from RefSeq and is a predicted model, not a curated record. Gene Ontology annotation, molecular function: actin filament binding. The transcript has 41 exons.